Molecule: messenger RNA, 915 nt
Organism: Beta vulgaris subsp. vulgaris (sugar beet)
Lineage: Eukaryota; Viridiplantae; Streptophyta; Magnoliopsida; Caryophyllales; Amaranthaceae
Exons: 1
Coding region: 1-915 (304 amino acids)
Source: RefSeq, a predicted model, not a curated record
AUGGGAGGUUCGGAGUACAUCCCAGGCAAAGAGAAUUUUUCGCAAUGGAGGGAUCAGCUCGGACUUUCUGAAGUUAAUUUUCAAGGACAAAACUUCACCUGGUGUAAUAAUCGCUCAGAACCAGAACGUGUUUAUGAAAGAUUGGAUAGGGCUUAUGCUUCAGAAAAUUGGUUGCAUAGAUACUCGGAAGCAAGGAUAUUGAAUAUGCCGAUUCUUAUCUCGGAUCACAGCCCAAUUCUUCUCAUUUCUUCGCCAAUUCAUUCAAAAAAGAAGUCACCAAUUAAGAUGGAAUCCUGGUGCUUUGAUUUCAAGGAAGUGGAGACUUUAAUUUCCAACCACUGGAAAGUUUCAUAUAGUGGCUCCCCGAUGUACGAGGUAGCUCAGAAAUGUCGAAGCGUUAGGUACAAGCUCUUUCAAUGGUGCAAAAAUUAUAAAAUCGAGAACAAUAUAAAUUGGGAAGAAUUUCUGUCUAAAUGUGGCGAGAUUCAAGCUAAUUUGUCUAAGAGUGGUGGAGGAAACUUGGACGAAGAAAUCAAAGAAGAGAGUAUUCGCAAAUUGGAAGUUCAAUUAAAGUUCUGGCAACAACGAGCGAAGAGCAAAUGGAAGGCAUGGGAGGACACCAACUCCAAAUGGUUCUUUCGAAAAGCAAAAAGACGUAAGCAGAAAAAUGAGAUUUUGGUAAUAAAAAAUUCAGCAGGGAAAUGGGUUUCAUCAAAGCAAGACAUCCAGGGUGAAUUUCUUGGUUACUUUGCAAAUAUUUUUCAAGGAUCACAACACACUCAGGAAUACUGGGAAGAGUUGGACGAGAUUAGGCAUCUGGUUCCGCAAAUCGACAUCAUGCAUAGGGAAGAUCUUAUCAAGCCAGUCACAAGAGGAAGAAGUCAGAAAUGCAGUGUUCCAAAUGGGAAGCCUUAA